AUGUUUUAUGAGACAGGCAGUAAUUUGAAUAUGAGAUCAUUGACGAAUCUGCAUAACUCUAAAUAGUCUUCUAAGAAAUCUAGCACUAAAAAUAGUGUCUUAAAUCAUUAAAACUAGCAAAUAAGUGGAUCAAGUGCUGGAGGAGUGGUAUAAACUGGAUAAUUAAUCUUGCAGCCUUAGAGAUCUUAAAUAUACUUCAUCGACAGAGAGUCCCAAAUGUAAUUUGAAACAAUUAUUGAAUAAGAUCAGGAAGGAAGAUCUUUCCUAAUGCAAAGAGAUGAUCCUUAAUGUAAAAGUUAAAGAAUAGAAGGAGGGAAUUUGAUAGAUUCUGAAUUAUAUGAGGAUAGCAGUGCCUCUUCCCAUGUAUACUAAAUGCAAUAGAUGUACACUUUAAAGAAGGAAUAUUCAAUUAGUAGUCUUGACAAGAUACAGAGAACUCGUAAACAUAGUAAAAUAAAUUAAAUCUAAAGAUUCCAAGAUGAUAAAGAUAGCAACAAUAGUAAUUGUCAUUAACUUCUGAGAAAGAAAUUCACUUAUGAUAACAAUAUGUAUAAUAGGAUAAGUGAUAGCUAUGAAAUGGAUGCCAUCUGA
Stylonychia lemnae is the source of this 591-nucleotide messenger RNA. The record is from the annotation of a GenBank genome assembly. NCBI's taxonomy places the organism in Eukaryota, Ciliophora, Spirotrichea, Sporadotrichida, Oxytrichidae.